Microthlaspi erraticum is the source of this 423-nucleotide messenger RNA. The record is from the annotation of a GenBank genome assembly. Lineage: Eukaryota; Viridiplantae; Streptophyta; Magnoliopsida; Brassicales; Brassicaceae.
AUGUCUAUGUCAGUGGAGAUACGAGUUCCAAACUUGGAUUGUGAAGGAUGUGCUUCUAAGCUUAAGAAGACUCUACUCAAGCUCAAAGGAGUGGAAGAAGUGGAAGUAGAAAUGGAAACUCAAAAAGUCACGGCUCGAGGAUACAGAUUAGAGGAGAAGAAGGUAUUGAAAGCGGUACGACGGACCGGUAAGGCUGCUGAACCGUGGCCAUACCGGUUAGGCAAUAGCCACUUUGCCUCUUUCUACAAAUAUCCUUCUUAUGUGACCAACCACUAUUACUCCGAUGCACACCGUACCGAUCCCACCGGUGGUGUUCACACUUUCUUCCACACUCCGGCGGUUUAUUCCGUCGCGGUGGCCGGCGAUGAAAUAGCGGCUUCCAUGUUUAGCGAUGAUAAUCCUCAUGCUUGUACAAUUAUGUAA